Arachis stenosperma is the source of this 2011-nucleotide messenger RNA. RefSeq names its product O-fucosyltransferase 8-like. Bases 68 to 1918 code for a protein of 616 amino acids. The record is from RefSeq and is a predicted model, not a curated record. The transcript is spliced from 9 exons. NCBI's taxonomy places the organism in Eukaryota, Viridiplantae, Streptophyta, Magnoliopsida, Fabales, Fabaceae.
UCGUGUAAUCAGUAAUGCCCAUUUUGUAUUAAUCUUGAAAGAAGAGGGAACCAAUAGUUAGGUAAGUAUGUAUGGUAUAAUGGGGAAUGGAAGUUUAGGCUUAUUAGGAAUAAUGAAGGCUACCAAGUAUAGAUGCAAUAAUAAUAAUAAUGAUCCUCCAUGUUGGAGAAGGAUCAGUGGUUGGAAUUCCAACACUACCUUGUUGCUUCAUCAUCAUCAUGAUGCUGCUUCAAAAUACAGCACUAGUUCUUGUAAGGGACUCUAUGCAGGGAAGAAGCACUUGUGGCUCCAAAAGAACGUAAUAAUGACCAUGGUUAUCAUGUUAGGAUUUCUGGCUUGUUUUUUCCUUCUUGAUUACGUUACUGCGAUUUCUUCCCAUGAUUCUGCUUCAAGUCGGUUUCUUUAUUUGAAUGAGAAGAGUAGUGCAGAUUCCUACACGUGCAACAAACAAUCAUCACCAAUAGAAAUGUAUGGUAGGCUUUUAAACAUGGCUUCCAGCGCACUUGCUGAGAAGGAGUUGAAGCAAGAGUCAUCCAAUUUGUGGGUGGAACCGUAUGGAAUAGCAUCUUCAUGGGAACCUUGUGCACACAGAAAGCUUCACAACACUCCAGGGAACCUUGUGGAAAAUAAUGGCUAUAUCUUAGUCAGUGCAAAUGGAGGUCUCAAUCAACAACGAGUUGCAAUUUGCAAUGGUGUUGCUGUGGCAUCCCUCCUCAAUGCAACUCUUGUUAUUCCUAAGUUUCUUUACAGCAAUGUUUGGAACGACCCCAGCCAGUUUGGUGACAUAUACCAAGAGGAGCAUUUCAUGAAUAUGUUGAAGGAUGAUAUCAGUAUUGUGAAGGAGCUCCCAUCUCAUAUGAAAUCUUUGGACCCUGAAGCAAUUGGCAGCCAGAUUACAGAUGCUGAUCUUCCAAAGGAGGCUACAGCUGCUGACUAUAUUAAAAUUGUGCUUCCUCUUCUUUUAAAAAAUGGGCUUGUUCACUUCCUUGGAUUUGGAAAUCGACUUGGCUUUGAUCCCUUGCCUUCUCAUAUUCAGAGGUUAAGAUGCAAAUGCAAUUUCCAUGCUUUGAAGUUUGUUCCCAAAAUUCAAGAAGUUGGUGCGCUAUUGGUAAGAAGGAUUAGAAAGCAUAGUGGUUCGCGAAGCAUGUUAGACACUGAGUUGCUAGGGAAGUUCAUUGACAAGAGGAAAGAUCAUGAUUCUGCCAAAGGGUCAAUCAAGUAUCUUGCACUGCACUUAAGAUUUGAAGUUGAUAUGGUUGCCUAUUCCCUUUGUGAGUUUGGAGGUGGUGAGAGUGAGAGAAGGGAACUUCAAGCCUAUAGAGAAAGCCAUUUUCCUUUUCUUGUUGAGCGCUUGAAGAAUUCAACAAGCCCUAUAUCUCCAAUGGUUUUGAGGAAAAUGGGAAGAUGUCCAUUGACACCAGAAGAAGCAGCACUUGUGCUAGCAGGUCUUGGUUUCAAGCGCGGAACCUACGUUUACUUGGCUGGUUCUGGUAUUUAUGGAGCAGAUUCAAGAAUGAAUCCCUUUACCAGGCUCUAUCCCAAUGUUAUUACAAAGGAAGACUUCCUUGCUCCCAAUGAACUUGAACCUUUUAAGAAUUUUUCUUCUCAGCUUGCUGCUUUGGACUUUAUUGCAUGUGCAACUGCUGAUGUAUUUGCCAUGACAGACUCUGGUAGCCAACUCUCAUCAAUGGUGUCUGGAUUUAGAAGCUACUAUGGUGGUGAUCAUGCUCCCACUUUGAGGCCUAACAAGAAGAGGUUGGCAGCAAUCUUGUGGGAGAAUGGUACCAUAGGAUGGAACAGUUUUGAAGAAAGAGUAAAGAAGAUGAUCCAAGAAGGUCAGAAAAUUACAAUGAGAAAGUUUGGUAAAAGCAUUUACAGACAGCCAAGGUGUCCAGAGUGCAUGUGUAGACAACCUUAACACCAUCAAUCAACACACUCACCCUUUGUAUAAUAUUAGACUAUGACCAGCCCAAUGCAUAGAGAGCUGAAUUACUUAUACUAUAUAGUAGUA